Paramecium sonneborni is the source of this 309-nucleotide messenger RNA. The record is from the annotation of a GenBank genome assembly. NCBI's taxonomy places the organism in Eukaryota, Ciliophora, Oligohymenophorea, Peniculida, Parameciidae.
AUGUAAUAAAUUAAAGAUCUUCUUGUUCAUAAAAAUGUAGUACCUAUUUAUAUACAAAAUAAAUUAAUGAAAGAAUUAGAUUUCUAAAUUAAAGGUUUUGAAAAUAAAAAUAAAAUUUCAUAAUCCCCAAAAAAAAGUAGAAAUUGUCGAGUUAAAACUCUUGAUUAAAGUUCCUAAUAUGUAAAAUUAGAAAGAAGUGUACGUAAAAGUUAUAAUAAGGAUUAAAAUUGUUUAAGAUGUCAAAAAUUCAAUUUUCAGAAUAAAAUCAUAAUCUAAUGUAUUACUGGUCAACACAUAUAUGUUUCAUGA